Molecule: messenger RNA, 1155 nt
Organism: Rhinopithecus roxellana (golden snub-nosed monkey)
Lineage: Eukaryota; Metazoa; Chordata; Mammalia; Primates; Cercopithecidae
Product: keratin, type II cytoskeletal 2 oral-like
Exons: 8
Coding region: 1-1155 (384 amino acids)
Biological process (GO): keratinization; intermediate filament organization
Cellular component (GO): keratin filament
Molecular function (GO): structural constituent of skin epidermis
Source: RefSeq, a predicted model, not a curated record
AUGUGUGGAGAUCUCUUUGUGACCCUGGGGUAUGAAGAUGAGAUCAACAAGUACACAGCUGCAGAGAAUGACUUUGUGGUCCUGAAGAAGGACGUCGAUGCUGCCCACAUGACCGAAGUGGAGCUGGAGGCCAAGGUGGAGAGGAUGACAGGUGAGAUCAACUUCCUGAAGGCCCUCUACAAUGCGGAGCUGUCCCAGAUGCAGUCAGACACCAGCAACAUGUCUGUGGUUCUUUCCAUGUACAACAACCACUGCCUGGACCUGGGCAACAUCAUUGCCAAGGUCCGUGCCCAGUAUGAUGAGAUUGCCCAGAGGAGCAAGGCUGAGGCUGAGGCACUUUUCUGGACACAGCUGGGGGAGCUGCAGACCAUGGCCAGCAGGCAUCAUGGGGAUGACCUGAGGAACACCAAGAGUGAGAUCAUGGAGCUCAACAGGAUGAUCCGGAGGCUGUGGGUGGAGAUCGAGAGCAUCGAGAAGCAGAACGCCAAGCUGCAGACGACCAUCGCUGAUGCAGAGCAGUGCCGGAAGGUGGCCCUCAAGGACACUAAUGCCAGGCUUCAGGACAUCAAGUAUGGACUGCAGCAGGCCAAAGAGGACCUGGCCCUGCUGCUUUGCAUGUACCAGGUGCUGAUGAAUGUCAAGCUGGCCCUGGAUGUGGAGAUCACCACCUACUGGACCCUCCUGGAGGGCGAGGAGUGCAGGGUGUCUGGGAGGUACCAGAGUUCCGUGAGCCUCGCAGCACCGGCGGCGGCUGCGCCCUGGGAGGAGGAGCCCGAGCUGGGGCCCGCGGAGGUAGCGGGGACCGCAGCGGCUGGGACUAGGGCGGGAGCUCCGCGGAGCGCGAGGGCUUCUCUGGUUCUGGGACUUCUGCGCCGCCAGCCAGGGUGGCGGCGGCGGCGGCAGCAGCAGCGCGGCCAGCAUCUCACAAAACUCCUCCCAGAGCCGGCGGUCCCGCCACAAAUUCUGAACCCCGCGCCAGAGGCGUCCUCGGACCAGCCUCCUUCGCCCUCCGGCAGGCUCCGCUCUGAGCUCCCCCGCACCCCCGCCGGGCCCCUUCCCUCCGCUGCUUCUGACCUGUGCUCCGGAGCCCCACAUUCCCAGACGGCUGGCAUCGCAGCAACCCGAAAGUUGCCGGGAUGGAUGAGUAGGCAGUAA